This is a messenger RNA of Fonticula alba, 4779 nucleotides long. RefSeq lists its product as hypothetical. The record is from RefSeq and is a predicted model, not a curated record. Lineage: Eukaryota; Rotosphaerida; Fonticulaceae. The transcript is spliced from 3 exons. Bases 1 to 4371 code for a protein of 1456 amino acids.
AUGCUGCUGGCCGUGAGGCUGCUGCUGGUCAUCCUCCCUCGCGGCGGGUCCCCCAGCCCGGAGCGGCUCCACACCAUGGGCCAGGGGGAAGCCGCCCUGCUGGCCGCUCCUGCGGCCCGACCCCCGGCAGGGCCCCCGUCGGUGGAUAUCCACUCGGCCGUGUAUGUGGAGAUGGCUUUCUACUUUUGGAUGCGCGAUCAGGUAUUCUUCGUCCUGGCCUGGUCGCUGUGUGUCCUGCUGGCGUGGCAUCUGUCACAGCCUCUCCUGGAUGUGGCACUCUUCACGGAUCCCCACUCCCCGAGGGUCCUUCGUCGUGCCCUCCUGGCCCUGCUGGCCUGGGACGAGACCACCAUCAACCUGUCGGGUCUCUAUGCUUGGGCCGUGGCCCCUCGCAUGAAGAUGGCCCUGGCAUCGCCACCUCCCAACUUGGCAGACCGACUGGCGCCGAUGCCUGCCCUCCCGGAAGCAUCGAUGCCCGCCGUCCUGGAGGCCUCACUGUCGCCGCCGGGGUCUCGACCACCUCGGCGCCUGGCCCGACAGCACCGGACCUCGCGCGGCCGAGGCCGCACUCCUCGGCGCCCCCGACGCCAGCAGCCCCUGCAGCCGCGUCCGGUACCAACUCCCCCCCGUGGCCUUCACCAACGCCUGGCCACACUGCGUCUGGCUGGAGUGGCUCUUUCGCAGCAGGUCCGAUGGAUUUUCCGCUUCCUACCAGCAAGCCCCCUCGCCACGCGCCUAUCGCAGGUGGUCCGCCAUGUAGGGAGCAUGCUCACGUCCAACCCUCGGGGACCUCCCCCGCCGGACCUUUCCGCCGGCCUGGUCCCCCUGGCAUCCCUGUCCUCAGCCAUGCUGGCUGGCUUCGAGUCGAACCUCGAAUCGGCCACCCUUUCGUCGGCCGAUCUCUCGCGCCUUGGGCUGGCCAUCCACGCGCAAGGGAAGCAACAGCGGCAGCAGCAGCAGCAGCAACAACAGCAACAGCGCCCUCGGCAUCCCCCCCACCAGGCACCAAGCCUGCAAACGCGCCUGCGUGCGCGUCUGCUUGCGGGCCUCCGCUCGGCCAAGAUCACAUCCCAUGCGGCGGCUGCCGCCCUGGCCAGGUCGCUGGUCGCCGGUCCAGGCCCUGGCAGCAGUCCGACUGCCUCGCGAGCUCGGCCACGCCCGAAUACCCUGGCCAAUCCGGUGGCCUCCUCACAGCCAACGGCUCGGUGGCCAGCCGCACCGAGCACGCCCGACGUCCACCUGGCUCCGGCAUUCGCCUCACUGGCUGUCCCUCCUCUGGACAUGUGGUCCCCCUUGUCCAGUCCCCUGCUGGCCAACCUGCGGCAGCUUCGCUCGGCCGUGCCGAAGCAGCUGCUCCCCCGCUUUCAGGUGCCGGGUCCCAUGCCCGCGGUGCCGGUCGGCCGGUCGCCCACACUCCGGGCCCGGGCCAUUGCCUCGUUUCAGCUGGAUCCCGGGGACAUGAAGCGGCCCUCUCCGCCAUCCACCCCGGCGCGCGGGCCGCUUCCAGACUCGCCAUCUCUGGCGCGAGCGCCGGGCAACAUGCCCACCCCGGGCUCCACCCCGGACCUGGGCCCUCCACUUGGGCGUGUGCUCUUCUCGCCGGUGUCAAGCGGCCUGAUGCCCAGGCCCCGGGGCGAGGGGACCCCGCGAAUCAAGCGCCCGGCCGAGGAAUCAGCCUCUCCAGGCACCCCGGGCCAAGCCCCACGCCGAGGGCUCCUCCCAGCCACGCCACAAUCGAUGAGUUUGCUGGACACCGCGGACUUUGCCACGCCGACCGGCUUGCUGGUGCCCUUCUCCCCGCCGGUCCUGCCGCGCAUUGUUUCCUUCUCCCUGCCGGACGCGGCGUCGGCCACAAGUGGUCGCGACCACUUGUGGCUCCUUCCCGGCGAAGAGUGGCCAGCGUGCGGGACCUCAGUCGAGUGUUCCUCGACGACCGGGACUCGUGCGGUCCCUUCGCCGGGUCAGUCGGCUCGGACUCCGAGUGUCUCCGCCCCCGCCGGGCCCCCGGGCUUGUGCUCGGCCCUGUCGCCUGCCUGGGUCCCGGCUGAGCCGCACAAACGCCUCCGGCUCCAGGCCAUCCCGACCUCCUCCCUGGGCCGGGACCCGCCCCCUGCGCCAGCCCGGGCCACCUCCACCGGGAUCCGGCCCCCGGGGUGUGCCCCUGGCAGGGCCGCCGACCGGGUGCUUUACACAUUCCUCCUCCGGCGUAAUGCCCUUGCCGCGCGGAAGCCCCCGCCAGCUCCAUUCACGCGCGCCUCCCUGGCCAUGGCUCGGUCGCAGCCCUCGCUCGAAAGCCGCCUCCUGGUGGGCGCCCUGGCCGGGGGGGUUCUCAGCACCCUGCUGCUGUCUCUCCUGGCCCCGGUGGCCCUGCUGCUCUUGCGCUCGGAGAUGGGCCCACCGGCCCCGGUCGGGUCGAGCUCGAGCGGCUUGGACUUUGGUGCGGCCCUCCUGCGGCCGGAGCCCGGCCUGCUUGGGCCGGUGCUGAGCAUCGACGCCCUGCGAGCCGUUUGGUCUCGGGCACUGGUGCUGAACUUGAUCUGUGCCGUGGUGGCUCUGCCGCUGCUAUGCUUCCUGGCCGAGGGGCAUCUGCACAAGCGCCGACAUUUUGCCGGCCACCUGCCCCCCCUGGGCGGCCCUGAGCGCGGCCUGGGCUUCACCUCCUCCGUCUCCUACUAUCUCACGGUGGCUCGGUCCAGCGCGCAGGCCGCCUGGCGUCGAGAGCGUCUCCACCACCUGCUGGAUGCCUUUGCCUCGCAAGCUCUUCUUCUCGGCUGUGCCCUACCCAUGAGCAUAGCCUUGGACUACUUCAUUCCCGAGGGCCUAUUCGUCCCGCUGGUGGACUUGGGCCACCUGUCGGUGGGGUAUGCCCACAACUCGGUCUCCGCGCGGCUGGACCUCGCGGCCCUCUAUCUGCAGGUGGUCCGAUCGCCGCUGGAAGCCACCACUCGCACGGCCAUCGAGACGGCCAUCUUCUGGAUGGAUCAACUGCUGGCCGCUCCAGCAACCGUAUACCUGCUGGGGGUGGCCCUGCCGGCCAGUCUGGUGCUGCUUCAGCUGGGCUUCCGCGCCCCCGGGGCCAGCCUCCGGCCGACGCUUGAGGCCACCUUCUGCCCUGCGGAGGCCGAAGUGCAGGGCCUGGCCGAGGUGACUCCCGCGGCCGAGCCCCCGAUGCCCGGACCGGCCUCGCUAUGGGAGGAUCUUGAGGCGGCCAGCCGGUCGCUAAGCGCGGCCCUGGCUGCCGCUCGGCUGCGCCAGGCUAGCCUCUCACGGACGACGCUCAGCCUGGAGGACAUGUCUCUGCUGGCGGAGCAGCUCCCCCGCGAAAGGGGCCCCCCAGUGGCUUCGCCGGGCUCUUCCGUUUGGGCUCCUCGGCCGGACGCCUCCCGCGCGGCCCGAGGCCCUGCUCUCGCGCACCCGGCCGCGGGCCCUGGCCCGAGGAACCCGGGCGUGCUUGCCCUGCCAUCGCUGGAGGCCGUGGCCCGGGGGCUUUUCACUGGCGUCAUCCUGCUGCGCUUGGCGUGGGACAUUGCCUUCGCCGUGGUCCCCUGGCAGGUGAGCUUGGAUUGGCUGGCAGCACAAGUGGCAGAUCCAAUUGCAUAUGCCCCGGUCAGCCUGCGGCCGCUGGCGACCGUGGCUGGGCUCCUGUGGAAGUUGGCCACCGUGCUCUUUUUCGCGCGCGGCCUGGCCCUGGGAAGCGUGGUGGCCCUGCUGCGAUCGGUCCACUGGAUUUCCGGAAUCCCCGACUCCCGGCGUGGCGACGACUCCUCCUAUGGCCGGCAAAUGGCCGCCUUCUUUGCCUGGGUCAUCCUCGGGUAUUGUGCGCUGCUGGCGACGGCGGCCCUGCCGCUGCUGCUGCAAUCCAGUGCCCUGGUGUCCUUCAGCGUGUCGCGCGCGGUCUUCCCGGCCUCUCCGGCCCCGGCCUCGGGCACAUCAACUCGCUGGGGAUCGCUGCUGGGCCCGGUGCUCGGGGAUGUGAUGUCCAAGGAGGCGGCCACGUCCGCCUGGGGCGGGCUGGCGGCCUGCAAUCCCGAUGGCCAGUCGAGCAUGGCCCAAGUGGGCCGGGUGCUGGCACUGGCCAAUCGCCUGGGGCUCUCCUCGCGGCUGCUGAGCAUGACCGACAGCGCCUUUUCCCUGUCAUAUCUGGGCCUUGUCAGUCCGCCGACCGUGUAUGGCUUGGCGGUGCGUGGGAUUCUGUACUUCAUCCUGGCCCCGGGGGUGGUGGGCCGCCUGGGUGCGGGCUGGCGCCGGGCUCAGCACCGGCGCCCGGCCACACUAGCCGCUGCUGCCCUGGCUGGAGCGUGUCUGUUGGUGACCGCCACUCGGCUGCUCUCUAGCUUGGCCGACAGCGUGGGCCUGACAACCCCGGCGUGAGGGAGGGGGGCGCGCAGGCACCCGUGCACAUUCCUCCCUCCUUGCAUCCCCUCUUUCUCUCCUCUCUCUAGUUGGCCAUCUCCCCCUCUCCCCGCCCCAUCGGAGGCAGGAGGAAGUGGCAAAAAAAAAAUAAAAAGACACAUGGACCUGGUGUGCCCUGACCUCGGUCUCUCCCGGCUGUCGGCUCCUCCUUUUGUGCGCACAUUCGCGUUCGGCGGAAUAACACCCCAGUACAAGGAAGGUCACAGGAGAAAUGGACGGGUCCUGCCCGCACCUCGGUGGGCGAAGGAAAAGAAAAAAAACAACAACACAGGGCCAGCGAGAGAAACACGCGGCGGCGAAGGAAGCAUCGGAUCCUGUGCACGAAGGCGUGUGUGUGAUAUGCACACGCGUGCGCGCGCGCGCGCG